CGUGAACCUGAUCUACAAUGGAAAAACUGCUUUUGUUUCUGCUGUUCAUUGGCAUAGCAGUGAGAGCUCAGAUCUGCCCAAAGCGCUGCGUUUGUCAGAUUUUGUCUCCAAACCUUGCGACCCUUUGUGCCAAGAAAGGGCUCUUAUUUGUUCCACCAAACAUUGACAGGAGGACCGUGGAAUUACGGCUGGCAGACAACUUUGUUACAAAUAUCAAGAGGAAAGACUUUGCCAAUAUGACCAGCCUGGUGGACCUGACGCUGUCCAGGAAUACAAUCAGUUUUAUCACACCUCACGCGUUUGCUGACUUGCGCAAUUUGCGGGCUUUGCAUUUGAACAGCAACCGAUUGACUAAGAUCACCAAUGACAUGUUCAGUGGGCUCUCCAAUCUUCAUCACUUGAUACUUAACAACAACCAGCUGACUCUUAUUUCUUCCACAGCUUUUGAUGAUGUUUUAGCUCUUGAGGAAUUGGAUUUGUCUUACAACAACCUGGAAACGAUCCCCUGGGAUGCUGUGGAAAAGAUGGUUAGCUUGCACACCCUCAGUCUGGACCACAAUAUGAUUGAUCAUAUUCCUAAGGGGACCUUCUCCCAUCUCCACAAGAUGACCAGGUUAGACGUCACGUCUAACAAACUGCAGAAGCUACCACCUGACCCUCUCUUUCAGCGAGCUCAGGUACUGGCAACCUCAGGAAUUAUCAGCCCUUCUACUUUUGCGUUAAGCUUUGGUGGAAACCCUUUGCAUUGCAACUGUGAGCUCUUGUGGCUGAGGCGGCUCUCCAGAGAAGACGACCUGGAGACGUGUGCCUCUCCCCAGCUGCUGUCGGGCCGGUACUUCUGGUCGAUCCCUGAGGAGGAGUUCCUGUGCGAACCUCCUCUCAUUACCAGGCACACCCACGAGCUGAGGGUGCUGGAGGGCCAAAGGGCAGCGCUGAGGUGCAAGGCCCGGGGGGAUCCAGAGCCAGCAAUUCAUUGGAUUUCACCUGAGGGCAAACUUAUUUCUAACGCAACAAGGUCUGUGGUGUAUGACAACGGUACCCUCGACAUCCUCAUCACAACAGUGAAGGACACGGGCUCUUUCACCUGCAUCGCUUCCAACCCAGCAGGGGAAGCCACACAGACGGUGGACCUGCACAUAAUCAAACUCCCUCACUUGCUGAACAGCACUAACCACAUCCACGAGCCUGACCCUGGCUCCUCGGAUAUCUCAACAUCCACCAAGUCAGGCUCCAAUGCAAGCAGCAGCAAUGGGGAUACAAAAGUCAGCCAAGACAAGAAGGUGGUUGUUGCUGAAGCGACAUCAUCUACUGCUCUGCUGAAAUUCAAUUUUCAAAGAAACAUACCUGGAAUACGCAUGUUCCAGAUCCAGUACAAUGGCACUUACGAUGACUCUCUGGUGUACAGGAUGAUACCUCCCACGAGCAAAACCUUCCUGGUGAACAACCUGGCUGCUGGGACCAUGUACGACCUGUGCGUCUUGGCCAUCUACGACGACGGGAUCACCUCGCUGACCGCCACCAGGGUGGUGGGCUGCACGCAGUUCACCACCGAGCAGGACUACGUGCGCUGCCACUUCAUGCAGUCCCAGUUCCUGGGCGGGACCAUGAUUAUCAUCAUCGGUGGGAUCAUCGUGGCCUCGGUGCUCGUGUUCAUCAUCAUCCUCAUGAUCCGGUACAAGGUGUGCAACAACAACGGGCAGCACAAGGCCACCAAGGUCAGCAACGUUUACUCGCAGACGAAUGGGGCCCAGGUGCAGGGCUGCGGCGGGGCGCUGUCCCAGUCUGCCUCCAAGCAGGCGGUGGGGCACGAGGAGGCCGCCCAGUGCUGCCGGGCCGCCGGCGACGGCGCCGGACCCUCGCCGGAGCCCAGCCCUGGCCCGGAGGCCACCACUACCUCGCCCUCUCCUCACGCGUGGGCCGCCGGCGCCUCCGCUGCCCAGAAGCCGAAGCGGAAGCCGGGGCCAAAGCCCAGCAGCGAGCCGCAGAGCGAAGCUGCCACGAGUAUCGAGUCCCAAAACACUAACAGAAAUAACUCCACUGCUCUGCAGCUAGCUAGCCGUCCCCCCGACUCUGACCAAGGGGUCCCCACGUACAAAAGAGCACAAUCCAAGCCAAGUAAGUUCCUCACCUUGCCGGCCACCACGUCCAGAGCCAAGCGCAGGCUGUCACUGGGCGGCGAGCUGCUGCUGUGCCGCUGCCAGCAGGACGCGGGGCUGUGCUCCCGGCGCAGCCUCUCCAUGAAUGGGAUGCUGGCGCAGGCGGGCCGCUCCGGUGCGGAGGGCGGAACAGCGACGUUCUCGAGCUCUGAGUGGAUAUUGGAAAGCACUGUGUGACCUGCCUUUGGGUUUUUUUUUAAGUUUACCUUUUAUUUCUCUGACAAACAAAAUGCCAAACGUUGUGUGAAGUUCCCUCUCCUGGGGAAUUGGAUUCGGAAGUCCACUGUUGUCUCACUGAGUGAUGGUUUGUCCAUGCGGGGUUCUCUAUAAGCCACCCAGUGCACACGGGGUUUUGUUUAGUUUCCAUUUGGUUUUAUUUAGUAUCCAAACAGAAGGCAACAUUCAGAGUUUAAAAAGAAAAAAAAAGGGAAAAAAAAAAAAAGGUUAAGGGGUGAAAAAAAGCAUGAAACAGCACCAGUGCCUUCCCUGCUCUAGGACUGGCUUCCUGGUUCUGCGGUAGCAGAAAACGCAAGAGAGAGUUUUCACAGAAAAAGCCUUUUAUAAAGGAAAUGAAAUUUCCUCCAAGCUAACAAAUAACCACUUCUGGAUCAAUCAGUAAAAUGAUAUUUUUUAAAAUGGUCAGACUGUAUAUUUCUUUUCCGUGAUAAUGGUGUUGCCUUUGUUUUUAGGCAGAUGCUGUACAGAAACAACAACGCUGUGUUGUUCUCUUGUGUAAAAUAAAAUACUCACUCGGUACACCCAGCCAGCCUGGCAGUGACUGCCCGGGGCGCCCAGCAGUGUGCAGGGGAUGCUGCUCCCUUCCUGUCCCCCGCCGCAGUAUCGGUGCCACAGCUGGGAACCCCUUCCAACAGGACCGGCGCCUGAUCGGUGGCUCCCUGCUUUGCGAUGUGGAAAUGGAAUGUGUUGAGCUCCUGUGUGUGCCAGCACCUCGAGACAGCGGGGAGUGAGGGGCAGCAGUGGGCAGAGGCAAGGGCAGCGCUGGGGGCAGUAACCUCGCUCAUUCCAGGCUUGCAGGGGCCUAUCUCCUGUAGGCACUGUGGUUUGCAUCUGUAGUCCCUGCGCACAGCGGGGUGGCUGGGAGAUGUUCGCACCUUAACAGUGAUGUGCUGCUUGGCUCCGUGCCCCUGGGACGCUGUCAGGCCACGGUGUCGGCCUUGAGCAUAUGGCAAUAGGUGGUAACAGCUCAGACACCCCUGUUGUGAGGGUGAGAAAUGUACUUCUGCUGCUCUGCUCAUUCUGAAGAAAAUUUGAAAAUUAAUACUAAUCAAACUCAUAUGGUCAUCACAUUUAAAUCAAAGGCAGCUUAACUGAGCCGUCUCAGCGCAUUCUCAGAUGCUAAACGCUGUUUUUUAUAUGGGCUUUGAGACCACUAAAGCGAUAGAACAGUUAAAUUUUACACCCUGCGUGCUUGUGCUUG
Messenger RNA from Lagopus leucura (white-tailed ptarmigan), 3594 nucleotides. It is a transcript of the gene LRFN5, whose product is annotated as leucine rich repeat and fibronectin type III domain containing 5. The record is from RefSeq and is a predicted model, not a curated record. The coding region runs from base 18 to 2333 and encodes 771 amino acids. NCBI's taxonomy places the organism in Eukaryota, Metazoa, Chordata, Aves, Galliformes, Phasianidae. Gene Ontology annotation, molecular function: protein binding. The transcript has 2 exons.